Ceratotherium simum simum (southern white rhinoceros) is the source of this 1637-nucleotide messenger RNA. Lineage: Eukaryota; Metazoa; Chordata; Mammalia; Perissodactyla; Rhinocerotidae. The record is from RefSeq and is a predicted model, not a curated record.
GGGCAGUGCCUAGGUCCACGGCCCUGAGCUUCUGACUCAAACCAUGCAGCCUGAGACCCCGCGAUGUUACUGGCCGCACGUUUCCACCUUCCUAGCUCCAUUUCCUCGUGAAGUGAGAGGUCUGCAGGAAGCUGUUCCAGUAGCCCGGAGCAGCGGCCAGAGCAGCAGCAACGGUAACAGCAAGAGCAGCACGGGCACCCUCCAAAUUGGGACUCUAGCCCUUUAAAUCUGCUCAGUUACCAAAAAAGAAGAGGCAUCAGACCCUGUUAAUUAAAGCUCGCCCUGGUCCAUCAUUCUGAGGAGCUGCAGUGCUCCGCUCCUUCCUGAUGGCUUAGAGCUUCUCCUUAACUCCCAGCCAUGGAUCUUGGAGAAUUUCCCCCGAGAUCAGCAGGAGAGUCUCAGUGUCUCCGCUGACGUUCCCUUGAUGUGCUCACAAAUCUCUCUGAGAACAUCGCCCUGGACCCCCGAUGCGGCUGCCCGAGCAACCCGGAGAGGGGAAGCCUGAGAAUGAGGAAAAGGGGGGCAGAGGAGCCCCUGGAGGGGGAGAGGAGCCGCCGAGGAGCCAGGCCCCCGACUUCCCCACUUGGGAGAAGAUGCCUUUCCACCAUGUGACCGCUGGCCUGUUGUACAAGGGGAAUUACCUCAACCGCUCUCUCUCUGCUGGCAGCGACAGCGAGCAGCUUGCUAACAUCUCCGUGGAGGAGCUAGAUGAAAUCCGAGAGGCCUUUCGGGUUCUGGACCGAGAUGGGAAUGGCUUCAUCUCCAAGCAGGAGCUGGGAAUGGCCAUGCGCUCUUUGGGGUACAUGCCGAGUGAGGUGGAGCUGGCCAUCAUCAUGCAGCGCCUGGACAUGGACGGGGAUGGCCAGGUGGAUUUUGAUGAAUUCAUGACAAUUCUUGGCCCCAAAUUGGUGUCUUCAGAAGGUCGUGAUGGUUUUCUUGGAAACACAAUAGAUAGCAUAUUCUGGCAGUUCGACAUGCAAAGGAUCACUCUGGAAGAGCUGAAGCACAUCCUCUAUCAUGCCUUCCGGGACCACCUAACAAUGAAGGACAUUGAGAACAUCAUCAUCAAUGAGGAAGAGAGCCUGAAUGAGACCUCGGGGAACUGCCAAACGGAGUUUGAAGGCGGUAGGUACCCCUGCUUCUGCUUCCUUCCUGGUCUGGGAUAGGCCAAUGCCUCCACAUCCUGCAUGAGAAAUGUCUUUCCAGUCUCCUGGGCUGGAGUGGCCUUGUACCGAAGCCAAGAAUCCAGGACUGAGGUUAAAAGAUCCCUUUUGCAAAAAUGCAGUAGGCUUCUUUUCUUCCAUUUUUCCCCCCAAACUCUGCAUUCUUGCAGGACCUCUGUUAACCCUGUCCUUCCUCCAGCAACAGGUCUGUGGUUAGACGUGGCUCUGUGGUGUUUGCCUUUACUUAGUGGGGGCUGCGUGGGGUGGUGGAAAGAGCCUGGUUAGGCUGUCGGUAAACUUGGAUCAAGUCCAGCGGCUAAUCGUAUGACCUUGUCAAGGUGGGUAUCUUCUCUGAGUGUGUUUCCUCAUCUAUAAACAUCAGGAUAAUUACACCUAUCUCACAGGAUCCUUAGGAAUGGAUGACCUCUAUGCUAUGCUCCGUGAAUGCGCUGGUCAAAAGAGCCAUGUUCAUGA